Camelina sativa (false flax) is the source of this 609-nucleotide messenger RNA. Its product is annotated as LYR motif-containing protein At3g19508-like. NCBI's taxonomy places the organism in Eukaryota, Viridiplantae, Streptophyta, Magnoliopsida, Brassicales, Brassicaceae. The record is from RefSeq and is a predicted model, not a curated record.
AUAUUAAUUAAUACAUGAGGCCCAUAAAAAGCCCAUCAAUGUUUAUGACACAGUACUACUAGUCCGGAACUUGUUACGUGUAUCAGAAGGUAGAGGAAAAUGAAGAAGGUGCUGAGAGUAUACGGCGGCGUUUUAAGGCUGGUGAGGCUUUUGCCGGCGGACACGAGGCCGUAUUACGCCAAGUACGCCAGGGAGAACUUCGUUAAUUACCGUGAGGUCGACCAAAGCGAAACAUCUCUGGAAGAACUCUUCCAACGAGCUUACAAUCACUCACUUUGGGUACUCAAGAAGUAUUCGAUUGACGAAUCCGCGGGGAAGAGGUUGAAGGAGAUUUGUUUUGAAUGAUGACGCACACAAUGUGUUCGACGUAAUGUCCCUGAGAAGGCUUGGACGAUUUGUUAAAUGGGUACUAUCAGUUAUUCUACUUUUGAACUCAAGUCUUAUCAAUACUCUAAUAGCUAUAUCAAGAACAGAGGUUGGUCAUGUGUAAUUUUCUUUCCGUUUUGUUGUCUUGACUUUUAUGUGUGUUUGACUGCUUGAAUUGGUCAUUUGUCUUGUUUGAGUAGCUUCUUGUUUGUUUCCAUGAACCUGAAUAAAAAUGUUUACAUU